Harmonia axyridis is the source of this 6594-nucleotide messenger RNA. RefSeq names its product rootletin (gene Root). NCBI's taxonomy places the organism in Eukaryota, Metazoa, Arthropoda, Insecta, Coleoptera, Coccinellidae. The coding region runs from base 16 to 6165 and encodes 2049 amino acids. The transcript is spliced from 24 exons. The record is from RefSeq and is a predicted model, not a curated record.
AAACCGACGUCCCAGAUGUCCAAACGCCUCCUCUCAAGACUACGGGCUCGCUCUCGCUCCCCCAUCUACGUCGCCAGCGAGGACGUCUUCCCGACGACGCCCCAAGACGCAGGCGUCGCGACGUUCGGGGAUAAACCUCCGCGCGACCACCUUCCAGUCGAACCGCGAAUCGCGACGGAAGAAGAGGUUGUGUUGACGUCCUCCGCGUCCCGACGGCCACCGCUUCAACCUGCGACGACGUGCGAAGACGCCUGCGAGAUGUCCAGGCCAUUGACGAGCUCUAGGAAACCAGAGCCGAAGAAGCCCAGUAUGGCGGAGAAGAAGAGGUUGCCUGGGUUUCGGCCAAAAUCCAGGGCAGAAGCCAGCAGUUUGGGCUCAAGCAGCAGGUCAGACGGUGGUCGUCUUAGGGGGGACGGUGGUGGAGGAAGCAGCGAUGAUGACACCUUCAACAGAGAGAACCUAGACCUGAGGAUAAAGUUGCAAGAGGAGGCGUCCCUCUAUAAGCGCAGGCUGGACCAAUACAGACAAGCGCAGUCUAAUCAAGCAUCUCUCAUCAGCCGACUACAAGCUAAGGUUCUCCAGUAUAAGAAGAGAUGUUCAGAACUAGAAGCUCAGAUGGCGAACAACAUAUACCCGACUGAUCAGCUGACACCACCCACGAGUCGAUCAGGCAUUAGUGCUCCAGGACCAAGCAGUGCCCUAGAGCAGGCCCAGAUGCAUCUUCGAGAAAGCAGAGAGGAGAGAAUAUCAGAUUUGGAUACUGCUCUUAGACGGCUUGAGGAAGAACGAAGGAGGUGCGAGACCUUGAUGAAACUAAACGGCACUCUCAGGGACCAACUGGAAGAGUCCCACCAGACCAACGAGGCCCUCACUGUCGACCUCCAGAAGCUCACGAACGACUGGGAGGUACUACGCGAAGAGAUGCUGAUCAAGGAAGAAGAGUGGAGGGAAGAGGAGCAGACCUUCAACGACUACUACAGUUCUGAGCACAACAAGCUGCUGAACCUGUGGCGUGACGUGGUGGCCGUGAAGAGGAUGUUCACGGACGUGCAGACGGACACGGAGAGGGACCUGAAGAAGCUGAGGAGCGAGGUCGAGGUGGUGGGGAGAGACGUUGCCUCCGCCUGCGACAGGAUCGAGACCAAGGUGGACUUCAUAUUAUCAAAUCACCUUUUGCAGGACCAAGAGAGGUACCAACAAGAACAGGCUGCUUCCAAACUGAGAGAGGAGAUCGAAGAUCUGAAACUGCAGAACGACUCGUUCAGGGCCGAAAUCGACCUGAAAGAGGAGAGGAUGCAAGAGCUGCUCAAAGACGUGCAGAUGUUGGAAGGACGUUGCACUGACAUGGAUCAGGGCGUGUCGCAAGUGGGCAAGAUGCAGGAGGAGAUCGACAUCCUUCAGAGCGCCCUCAGAGACAUCGCUCACGCCCUUAUCCAGGACGCUGAAGUUGUGGAACCGGAACUGCUGAUGUCUUCGCAUAUUCACCUCAGCGGCUCGACAUCUGUGCCUCAGAAAUCUCCAAAAAGAACGGCUCAUGGCGUGGCGUCUAGUGCUGCUUUCGCUGAAAGUACCAUUUCAGCGGUUCAGGCAGCCUUACACAAGUACCAAUCAUUUAUACACGGACUACAGGUGAAACUCCAAUCAAAUAAGGAGCAACUUGUCCUAGUCCGCAAACAGUACGAGAACUCGGAGGAGAACGUGCAAGAACUAGAGAAGAGGGCUAAGGAACUGGUCGCUCAGCUCGAUGCUAGUCGAGCUCAAUGUUCCCAACUUGCCCAGGAUAGGGAGAUACUCCAGAAGUCCCUGGAGACGGUCAAGCUCGACAAAAACGCAUUGGACAAGACGAGGAUCGAGCUUGGUGCAUCUCUCGAGAACCUCAGCAACGACUAUAAGAAGCUCCAGAAGACGGCCCAAAUCCUCCAAAAAGAGUCGGAGAACCUUCAGGACGAAAAGGUCUUCUUGCAGUCGGAGAUCGACAGACUGAACCAAAACAUCGACCUUGGCGAGAUGAACAUCAGAUCGGAGGAGGACAGAAGCAGCAGACUGAGAGAGGAGCUGUUGACUGUGAGGGAGGAACUUAAUAAGCUCUAUCUCUCUCAUGACAUGCUGGAGCAGCAGAAGCUGGAGGCUGACAUCCUUAUCUCGUCUCUGGAAAAAACCAAAGCCGACUAUGAACUCCAACUAGAUAGGCUGAUGGGAGACAAAUCUGAAGUUCACGAUUCUUUAUUGAAGAAACAAAAUGUAGCGGCAAUACUCGAGGCAGACAAGAACAAGUUACAGGAAGAGCUCAAGAAGAUGCAAGAUGAGAGAACGGCAUUGCAGCUGCAAUGCAACGAUCAUCAGAACGACAUCCAGUCCUUGAGGAAAGAACUCCUUCAGGCAGAACAACAAAGGCUCGAUCUGGAAUCAGAUAGAGUGUCUUUGACGGAGAAGUGCAAGUUCUUGGAGAUGGACAAAGGGAAGAUUGAAAUGGAGUUGAACCAAGUCACGAGGGAGAGGAACGACCUCAGCAAUCAGCUUACGGUUCUUGGAAGAAAAAAGGACGCCGUCAACGAAGAAGUGAUGAGGUUGAAGCAGAAACUGGAACAGGCCAGCGAGACCAACGGCAGGGUCAACAGGAACCUGGAGGAAUUGGUGAAGGAAUGCGAAGAGAAGCAGUGUACCAUGGAUUCCAUGGACAAAGAAAUACAGCGUCUACAGGAGCUGCUGGCCUCUUCGCGAUCGGAGAAGGAAGCCUUAGAAGCCGUCCUUUUCGACACUCAGACCAACCUGGAGGCCUGCGACGUCAAGAAAUCAAACCUGGAGAAGGAGCUCCAGGAGCAGUUGGUCAAGCAGGAGCAGCUCAAGUCUCAGGCCAACCGCCUAGCCAAAGAGCUGGAGAGGUCGGAGAAGAAGUCUCUGGAGAUGAAGACCAGCCUGAGCCAGCAGGCCGGAAACAAAGAGGCCGAGUUCAGACAGAACCUGGAGAGUUUGAAGCAGCAGAACGAGGAGAACGUGAGAAAGCUGACGGAGGAGAGGGAUAAGAUCAGGAGGAACCUGGAGAAGAGGAUGCAGCAGUCUUUGCAACAGUUGGGGAGCGAGAAAGACGCGGAGAUUCAACAGCUUCUGGAUAGGGUGGAGAGUCUGCAGAACCACAUCGAUACGUUGUGUCAGCAGCACGAGGAGUUGAUGCUGAGGGCCGAGAAUGACAAGCAGCAAGCUCUUCUUCUUGCUCACCACGAUCAUCAAGCCCUCCACGAUCGUUACGAAGGAGUUCGUCGCGAACUGGAGGGAGAAAAAGAGACCUUGGAAAGGUUCAAGAGAGAGGCCAACAGUCGUCUGGAACAAGACAGGAUCAACAUCAACCAGCUGAAGGAAGAAUUGAACAAGUACAAGACGAAACUCGAGGAAGCGAAGACCAGGACAGAAGAAGAGAAGAUAAAGCUCGAACAGAGGAUAUCCGAGGUCACUCACGAGAAAGAAGUUUCUGUUGGAGAGGCUGAAAAUCUCAAGAUUCAACUGAAUCUGACCGAAAACAAGUGUAGCACCAUCAACGACCAACUUCACGAGACCAUCCGCAAGUUGAAGGAGGUUGAGAACCAUUCUGACAGCUUGAGGAAGGAACUGACGGACGUUCGAAGACAGUUGGCUGACAGCACUUUCGAAAAAGAGAAGUACCACGCCACCAACAAAGAUCUUAGGGACCACAUCAAGAAGACUGAGAGCGAGAAGAGGGACCAGGCUAGACAGAUUGAGGAAUAUUCCAUCAAGAUAUCAAGCCUCGAAGAAAUGAAAUCCUCCAUCGAAACCGAACGCAACCGCUUCCAAAACCAGGUCAGAGACCUGGAGAAAGAACUGACCCAGUCCGACCACAGCAUCCAGAGUCUGAAAGACGAGAUCCAAAAAGCUCAGACGGCAGGCAACCAACAGCAGGCCGAAGAGAAGGAGCUGCAAGCCAGGCUCCUGAACGAGAUGGAGGAACGAGAGAGGUCGCACCAGGAGGUCCUCCAGCUGAGGAAGCAGAUAUCGGAGCUGGAGAGGAACCUGGAGCACUGCCGGCAAGAGCUGAACAGGUCGUUGGCGCACACUGGUCACUUGGAGGAGCAGUGGCACGCCAGGGAGCAAGAUUUACUAGUGCAUCUGGAGGAUAGUAGAGCUAGGGAGAAGAGGCUGGAGGACCAGAAGCACAACUUGGAAGUGUGUCUGGUGGAUGCCACACAGCAGAUUCAGGAGCUCAAGGCUAAGCUGGGAGGCUCAGAGGGCAAAGUGAGAGCCUUGGAAAACCAACUGGCCCAGUUGGAAGGUAACAAGAGAGAAGUGGAACAGAAACUCAGUAGCGUAGUGAUGACUUUGAGGAGGAUAGCCGGUGUACAACUUGACGGCACUGUCACAAUGCCCUAUAGGCUUAUGAGUCCAUCUAGACGUUGGAGUCCAGCUAGAUCUCACGAUGACUCCAGAGACCUCAUCGUCGAUGUCGAUCCGGAAGUUGUCAGAAAAGGUGUGAGGAACUUGAUGCAACAGGUGGCUCACAUUGAACGAGAGAGGGACGAUUACAAGAACCAAGUGGACAACGUCAAGAAACAACUCAAGGAAGUCAGCGAUAGCCAAUCCAAGGGCGACAGCAAAUUGACCAAGAUAACUCAGAACAUGAGGAGUCUUCAAGAGGAGAAGGGCAGCUUGGAGACCAGGCUCGGGCAGAAAACGGUCGAGUUACAGUCUCAGACUGAAGCGUUGAAUAAAAAAACGGUGGAACUGAAGACGAUGAGAGAGAAGAUAGUUUCUUUGGAGCUGUCUGUAGGUAGUGGUCAAGCGGAGAAGCAACAAUACGAGGAGAAACUGGAGAAAAUGAAGCUCGCUCUCUCUCGUCUCGAGUCUGAGAAGAGAGGGCUACAAGACGAACUGACGAGGCUCGAGAACCGAUCCACGAAACUGGAACUGCAGAGGAUGUCGGCCGAUGGGGACCUACAACGGCUUCAGAUGAUGCUGCAAGAAAAAGAAGUGGCGAUUCAGAAAUUACAAGAAAAAUGCGAGUCUCAAGGCAGAGCCAUGGCCAGCUUGGAAGAAAGGUGCGUGUCGUUAAAAUCGACGAUAGACCAGCUGAACCUGUCCUUGGAGAGGGCGGCCAACAGCGAGUCAGAAACCAAAGCAGAGAUUCAAAAGUUGCAGAGGGACCUUUUGGAGGCUACUACCAGUUCGCAGACCGGUUCCGAGAAGCUCAAACAGUUCCAAAAAUCAUUGAGCACCUGCGAGAACGAAAGACGCCUGAUCAACGAACGCUUUGAGGUUACCCAACAAAACCUCGCCGAACUGAGAAGGAACAACCAAAUCCUCCAGGACCAAGUGUCCAGACUGAACCAAGAAUUGGCCAAUAACGAAGUCGUCAAAUCCAGCCUGGAGUCCCAGCUCAGGUUGGCUCAAUGGCCUUCUGAGACCGUUGGAGGCGGUAAAGAGGAAGAAGAACUCCACAGGCAGCUGCAGACCUGCCAGAAAGAAAGGAAUGAGUACAGGGCAAAGCUGGACAGCUUGUCCUCGAAAAUGAGGCAUCUGGAGAACGAGAAUCGCAACCUGGAGAGAUCGAGCCUGUCCAAGUCGUUGGCCAGGACCAAGUCCUACGAGCUGCCGAUGGAGAAGUACCAGAUGGACAGCCAGCACAGCGAGACGGAGAAAGAUAAGCACGAGCUAGAGAACAGGGAGCUGAGAUCGAAGAUUGCCAGGCUGGAGUCGGAGCUGACCGAAAAGGAGCUGGAGUUGAGCAGGUUGCGCAGCUUGCAGAGGUCUAGUCUGGACGGGAAGUUCGACAGGGCUGAGAUCGAGAGAUACAGGGCGGCUCAAUUGCAGGCUGAGAGGCUGUUGGAGGCCAGGGAGCAGAGUUACAGGCAACAGGUGGCCAGGUUGGAGAACCAGGUCAGCCUACUGAGGGACCAGCUGAACCAAGAGGUGAAACGCAGGCAGCAGUACGUGCUGCGAAGUACGCAGGCGGGCCGCGAGAUGGCGCAACUCAGGCAAACCUUGGGGGACAGCUUGAAGACCGUGGCGCAAGACCCCUCCCUCGAUUCCCUCCUCCUAGAACACGAGACCAAGAGGUUGGACCACUCCAUAGCAGCGACCAGUCUACCUCCUUCCUUAGCACUGCCGACCUCUUCUUCCAGCGCCUACUUGAGGUCGCUAACACCGCAGCCAAAAUAGAAUUAGGUCUUCAAUGUGAUAAUUCUACCGCCAGGAAGUGACUUUGGGAGGGUGGGGGUACCGUAAAGGGAGUGUGGGGGGACUUUGGGUAGUUUGAUAUUGUACUAGUGUUGUUUGAUCACUGCCAUUUCUGUUGGUAGGAAACCUAGGUUUUUUGUACGAAAAAUAUUAAAAAAGGUUUUUUGUAAUUGGACACGAUGAGCACCCCUGGAAAGGUUUGUACUUAGGAACAAUUUUUCACUUUUAUAAUUUUCUAGUCACCAUGAAGUGUUGGGUAUCACCGCGUGGACAGAGUUUUCGAAUCGAAGGAAAAACAUUUAUUUUUUUUUUUCAGCAUUAUGUUUUACUGAUUUUUUCUUGGUAUACAUGAAAGCCGGUUUGGCCCUGUAUAUGUCGAAUUAAAAUCUAUGAUUGUUUCAGAUGAUUUAA